AUGGCAUCAAAUUCUCCAAGCUCGCCGUCAAAGCCAAUGCGCAAGCAUUUCAAGAAAAUAUCAAAAGCAAUAAUGAAGUCUCACCGUGUCCGACUUCCAAAAUACGACUUACCCGUUCGACUGCGACCGUGGUUCCUCGUAUUCACCUGCGUGAUAAUGAUAAUACUCGCUUUCUUAGGUUUCACAAACUAUUCCCGGGCCCUACCCCUGAACGACAAGUUCCUACACUUUACUUGCUUGUGCGUCGCAACGGGUGUGUUUUACUUUAUAUUCGACGUAGAGGAAGAAGCUCGUAGAAUCUGGUUCUGGCGCCAUUCAGGGCUGAUAUUCACUGCUGUCAUAUGUUUCUUUUUUGGAGGGUUCGUGAGUGAGAUAGUGCAGUCCAUGCUUCCACACAAGGAGUUUCAAUCUGGUGAUGUGGUGGCAAAUUGGCUGGGUUCUACCGUCGGACUCUAUCUCGCGUAUCAUAUCGAGAAAUAUUACCGUUCGCGGCGAGAGAUCGCACGCCUAUACCGCCCCUUAGACACGGACGACAUUUCCGAUGGAGACGAUGCGUCAGAUGGCGAAGGAGCGUCUGGAACACAACUCCUACCCUUGUAUUCUCACCCUCCAGCUACAAUCAAGUCGAAGCCUGUUAAAGUCGCCCGCUUAAAUGACGUCUGGGACGAAAGAGAAGAGUUUUUUGAUGUUGGCGAUGAUAGCGACGAAGAAGAUGGUGCAGGCACACCACGACCGCAGCACGAAAGUUCUCCAGAUGUUCCCCCUCCCCCUCCUCCGAAGAUAAUUAUCACCAGUUCAUGA
This is a messenger RNA of Suillus bovinus, 801 nucleotides long. RefSeq lists its product as uncharacterized. The record is from RefSeq and is a predicted model, not a curated record. The transcript is spliced from 6 exons. Lineage: Eukaryota; Fungi; Basidiomycota; Agaricomycetes; Boletales; Suillaceae. The coding region runs from base 1 to 801 and encodes 266 amino acids.